ACCUCAAAUUUAUCAAGGAUUAUAAUUUAUAAUCCUUGCAAAUUUAUAACCUAUGACAUUUUAUAGGUUAUAAUUUUCCUGUAGUUGAAUUCGAAAAUAAAUAAUUUACUGCCUAUGAACAUGUGGGUUUUCGGCUAUGGAUCGUUGAUUUGGAAAGUGGACUUCCCUUACGAAAUAAAAACCGCGGGAUAUAUUAAGGGGUAUUUGCGGAAGUUCUACCAGCACAGCACCGACCAUCGUGGCACUCCGGAAAAUCCCGGUAGAGUUGUUACACUUAUUCCCGAUUCAGAAGAUAGUUGUGUUUGGGGAGUAGCCUAUAAGAUUCCGGAUAAGUGUGUCGAUCAGGUUAUCAAGCAUUUAAAUAUACGAGAGAAGGGAGGAUAUACUUGCAAGAAACUAACGUUCUUUCCUCUGUCUGGCAACUCGCCUUUUGACAUUCUAGUUUACGUGGGACUAGAGGAUAAUCAAAAUUUUGCCGGUGCAGCUGACGAUGACAGUAUUGCCUUGCAGAUAGUAAAUGCUGUCGGACCCAGUGGUACUAAUGUCGAUUAUCUUCUCAAUCUGGCAAAGUCGAUACGAGAAAUUGUUCCCAUGGUAGAUGACGAGCAUUUAUUUAGUCUGGAAGAGAAAGUAUUAAAGCUACUACAAACACAAAGAAAAAUGAAGUAACUAGUAAAGGUUGUGAUAAGUUUUGUUUGAUCAGUAUUAUACACUGCGAUUAUAAUGAAAGGACCAAGUUCAUUUACCGCGUUUUGCUUUAAAAAUGUUAUAUACAUGUGUCUCGAGUAGGAAGUAUGAUUUCGGCAUUUUUUUUAAUGGAAUAUCCUGUACAUUGUGGCAGUUUACAAUUCUACGAGACAUUCUGAAUCAUAUAACAUACCAUAGCUUUUUUUUGUAAAUAAAUGCAGUCCUUUUGUCAUGAAAGCGAUGUAUACUAUUUGUCCAUUGUGAUAACACUUAAGUAGCUAGUAUUCCUACAUGCGGUAUCACAUGUAUAUCUUAGUGUCAGUGUUGUGCAGUAUGUAGCUCGAUUGGUUUAUAAUAUAUAAAUUAUGUAGAGCUAUAUAUGACAACACUGUACUGAGCAUAAUAUUCCAUUAUGUUUUACCCUUAGUGAAAUGCUUAAACAUGUGCCUUGUGUACAAUGCUUUCAGGGUUUAAAUGCUGUGUAUAUAGCGAAGCUAUGCAUAUACAUGGUGUUCUUAGUCCCUGUUACCUUAUGUCAACAUUCCAAAGCUUUUGGUGCUGUUGGUGAGUCAAAUUUAGUUAAAAUGUUAAUGUAUUUUUAUAAAUAAAAUUUUU
Messenger RNA from Photinus pyralis (common eastern firefly), 1302 nucleotides. Its product is annotated as putative glutathione-specific gamma-glutamylcyclotransferase 2. The record is from RefSeq and is a predicted model, not a curated record. Gene Ontology annotation, cellular component: cytoplasm. Bases 115 to 669 code for a protein of 184 amino acids. Gene Ontology annotation, biological process: glutathione catabolic process. The transcript has 3 exons. Lineage: Eukaryota; Metazoa; Arthropoda; Insecta; Coleoptera; Lampyridae. Gene Ontology annotation, molecular function: gamma-glutamylcyclotransferase activity; glutathione specific gamma-glutamylcyclotransferase activity.